This is a messenger RNA of Podospora anserina S mat+, 927 nucleotides long. RefSeq lists its product as uncharacterized. Gene Ontology annotation, cellular component: mannan polymerase complex; Golgi membrane. NCBI's taxonomy places the organism in Eukaryota, Fungi, Ascomycota, Sordariomycetes, Sordariales, Podosporaceae. The transcript is spliced from 3 exons. Gene Ontology annotation, biological process: protein N-linked glycosylation. Gene Ontology annotation, molecular function: alpha-1,6-mannosyltransferase activity. Bases 1 to 927 code for a protein of 308 amino acids. The record is from RefSeq and is a predicted model, not a curated record.
AUGCAUUUCGCACUACCCCCACGAAAGACGUCGAUUCCUCCGCCGUACAUGCCUCGGUCGAACCGUCUACCCAUGCUACGGAGAAGCCGCUUCAAGCUCAUCGCGAUCACGGGACUGUUCUUCUUGACGGUAAUAUACCUGCUCACCCGCGGCAAUGGGCAUCCAAAGCUUAAGAAGCGCAUGCCUACUGGUAACCCGCCGGUGGUGGUGGUGACGGUGUUCGACGAGGCCAAGUACGGCAAGGGGUACAUCGACACGAUCAAGGAGAACAGGAUAGAAUAUGCCAAGAAGCAUGGAUAUCAAACGUUCUUUGCCAAUGUCGGCGACUAUGAUCUGAAGGGUGCGCCGGGAUCGUGGACCAAAGUGGUGGCCAUGCGCCAUGCUCUCACCAAGUAUCCCGAGGCCUACUUCCUCUGGUAUCUGGACCAGAACGCCUUCGUGAUGAACCCGCAGCUGAAGAUUGAGGACCACAUUAUGAAGACGGCCAAGUUGACGGACCUCAUGAAGAAGGACCAUCCCGUUGUCCCGCCAGACAGCAUCAUCAAGACAUUUUCCCACCUUACCGGGCAGGACGUGGACUUUAUUCUCACGCAGGACAAGGACGGGUUGUCUGUUGGGAGCUUCAUCGUUCGCAACGGAGAAUGGGGCGAGUUCUUCUUGGACACUUGGUUUGAUCCUAUUUACCGGAGCUACAACUUUCAGAAGGCCGAGACACACGCCUUGUGGCAUCCCACCAUUCUCGCCCGUCUCGCCAUCAUCGAUCAGCGUCUCCUGAACUCCUACAGCCAAGGCAACAAGGGUGAUCAGUACAAGGACGGAGACAUCGCCGUCAGGCUCGUCGACUGUGUAUCAGCCGGGGCCAACGCAUGCGAGACCGAGUCUCAAAGAUUUGUCCAGCAAUGGCGAACCUCUUUUGGCAAAUCCUGA